ACAAACAACAACGUGACAGGCUACAUGAACAGUAAACUAAAGUUCAAGGUGCUGUAGUCAGGUUGUGCACACUGUGCACAGACUUCAUUUGGCUGUGCAGGGGCUGACUUGUUUGCUGUUGAACCACAGAUCAUUUAGAGAUACAAUGGGGGAAUGGGGCUUCCUGUCCUCUCUCCUGGACAAGGUCCAGACCCACUCCACCAUGGUCGGCAAGGUGUGGCUGAGUGUCCUCUUUAUCUUCAGGAUCAUGGUCCUGGGAGCUGGGGCAGAGAAGGUCUGGAGCGACGAGCAGUCCAGCAUGAUCUGUAACACUCAGCAGCCUGGUUGUAAAAAUGUGUGCUACGACCACGCGUUCCCCAUCUCGCACAUCCGCUUCUGGGUCCUCCAAAUCAUCUUCGUUUCCACGCCAACGCUAGUCUACCUUGGCCACGUUUUCCACGUCAUCCACAAGGAGAACAAGCUGAGGGAGCGUCUCAAUGCCAGCGAGGGUGAUGAGAUGGUGAAAGGCCCCAAGUACAGUGAUGAGAAAGGACAUGUCAAAAUCAAGGGAAACCUCCUGGCCAGUUACAUGACAACCAUUUUCUUCAGGAUCGUUCUAGAACUGGCUUUCAUUAUUGGCCAGUACUACCUCUACGGCUUCAUCAUGGUUGCCAAGAUCCCUUGUUCCAGAGCACCCUGCCCCUUCACUGUGGAGUGCUACAUGUCCCGGCCCACAGAGAAGACCAUCUUCAUCAUCUUCAUGCUGGUGGUGGCGUGUGUGUCCCUGCUGAUGAACGUGGUGGAGAUCUUUUACCUGCUGUGCUCCAGGAUGAGACGGCGUCGUAAGGCCGCGCCAGCCACCUUCACCAUGCAACGCUUCAAUGGUGGAACUCUGAUGAGGAACGAGAAGCUCAGUCUACACACAUCCAGUACGGCCUAGAACUAACUGCCAUCUUCAUCAACAUCACCUUAACUCUUCAUCUGUCUACAACCCUGACAUGCCUAAUAACGACAUUCAUGGUAUUAAGCCAAUCGCUGAUCUAUCAAGUUGCAUGGAUCUGUUUCGUGUUGUGCUGUGAUAUUGGAUGUAUGUUCAAAUGAAUUAAACACUUAGUAAUUAAACUGUAACUUAAGUUAUGCUCAGAUUAAUGACCUUAUUUUAGGAAGUAUCCAAAUCAAUGCUUUUGUCAGAAUAAUUCCUCAAGUUUUAUCAAUAAUUUGUUCAAAAUAAAACCUCCAUCUUCCUAAAAUACUGGAAAAAUAAGCAAAUGUGUUUUAAAUGUACUUAAAUGUACAAUGUGUUAUUUUGUAUAUUUGUUUUACAGAAUGUUUUACUAAAACCUAU
Hypomesus transpacificus is the source of this 1324-nucleotide messenger RNA. RefSeq names its product gap junction protein, alpha 12.1 (gene gja12.1). Gene Ontology annotation, biological process: cell communication. NCBI's taxonomy places the organism in Eukaryota, Metazoa, Chordata, Actinopteri, Osmeriformes, Osmeridae. Bases 146 to 919 code for a protein of 257 amino acids. The record is from RefSeq and is a predicted model, not a curated record. Gene Ontology annotation, cellular component: connexin complex. The transcript has 2 exons.